Messenger RNA from Xyrauchen texanus (razorback sucker), 858 nucleotides. RefSeq names its product endonuclease domain-containing 1 protein. Gene Ontology annotation, molecular function: hydrolase activity; metal ion binding; nucleic acid binding. The record is from RefSeq and is a predicted model, not a curated record. NCBI's taxonomy places the organism in Eukaryota, Metazoa, Chordata, Actinopteri, Cypriniformes, Catostomidae. The coding region runs from base 31 to 858 and encodes 275 amino acids. The transcript is spliced from 2 exons.
GAUUCAUGUUCUUUUAUUGCAGUCUUUACCAUGAAGCAUCUCAUUUUUGUUCUGUUUCCUUUUUUCACAAUGAGUGAAGUUGUGCAGGAUUUCACACUAUGCAAGAAGUUCUUUUUUAAUGAGCAACCGCCUCUGUUCACACCACAGAGCAUUUCAGUCAGACACAUCUGCCAGUGUAUUUGGGAUAACAAUAAAGGGAAGAUUUAUGCUUAUGCAACUUUGUACAGCACAACGUGGAAGAUCCCCAUCUACUCUGCAUACGUGUUUGGCAGCAAAACUAUUGGAAGAGCUGAUGCUUGGUACAUUGAACCUCAGCUGGAUCAGGAUCCUGAGGCGUGUAUGCGAACCCAAGGUCAGAAUACAGAUAUUGGUAAAAAUCAGGCUCUGAACAGAGACUAUGAGAAUUCUGGGUAUAACAAAGGUCAGCUGUAUCCAAUGAUCCACACUGAUAAUCAUGUCUCUAUGCUGGCCACCUCCACCCUGACCAACGCUGCUCCACAGGAUCCAAAUUUCAAUCAAAAAUAUUGGCUGGAUCAUGAGAAAGAUGUAGCUAAAGAUCUGAAAACAUGUACUAAAGCUUAUGUGGUGGCCGGUGUAGUUCCUGACCAAAACAAAUGGGUAAAUUCUAAAGUUAAAGUAUCAAAGUAUUACUGGAGAGCCACCUGCUGUCAAAACCAAAAUGGGUUCAUAGGGAAGGGAUACUAUGGACCUAACAACAAUGGCAAAGUGGAGGAAGUAACAAUUCCAAAACUUCAGGAAAUACUUAAGAAAUAUGGCAUAGACAUUAUGAUUUUUCCAAACAUACAACAAGAUGAAAGAUUACCAAAAAGAAGGAAAAUUGAAUAUCCAUGCAACUAA